Paramisgurnus dabryanus is the source of this 3117-nucleotide messenger RNA. RefSeq names its product potassium inwardly rectifying channel subfamily J member 19b (gene kcnj19b). NCBI's taxonomy places the organism in Eukaryota, Metazoa, Chordata, Actinopteri, Cypriniformes, Cobitidae. Gene Ontology annotation, molecular function: G-protein activated inward rectifier potassium channel activity. Gene Ontology annotation, cellular component: plasma membrane. Gene Ontology annotation, biological process: regulation of monoatomic ion transmembrane transport; potassium ion import across plasma membrane. The record is from RefSeq and is a predicted model, not a curated record.
ACGCGUUCUCCCCACCACACUACAGCUAUUCACUGGUUUGGACACACACACGCACACAUACACACAAGCACAUUUGCCCAACCCCUGCCUAUCUCAUAGCAUAUAGGCAGCACAAGCGUCCGUACAGAAGUAGCCUUAUUACACAGUGCCGCAGUUAAUCUACACCAGAAUCUAUAGAGCUCAACAGAGAUGUAACCUCAUGCUGGAGACGCUGGCGCAUAGAAAACAGAUUUACUAUGUUUUUAACUUGGACUACUUUUUGAGUAUCCCUACUAUGUUUUAAUAAUCCGAGAAUAUCAGACUUUACGCAAAUGCUCCAAGUGAAGUUAGACAACUCGCAACAUCUAUGGACCCCUACGUGCCAUGCGUAAAUAGACUAGUGUAAACCUUAAGGCAUUUUACGCGUGGCUUUAUCUGUCAACCGCGGUCGGUGUCAUCAUGUCUGCGAUCAGGAGGAAAUUCGGCGAAGACUAUCAGGUAGUAAACACCAACCGGGGCAUGUCGUUUUCUGCCCCGGCCAAAAGAAAGCGCCAGCGAUUUGUGGAGAAGAACGGACGCUGCAACGUCCAGCACGGUAACCUUGGCGGAGAGACCAGCCGGUACCUCUCCGACCUCUUCACCACGCUCGUGGACCUAAAGUGGCGCUGGAACCUGCUCAUUUUCCUCCUGACAUACACGGUCGCGUGGCUCAUAAUGGCAUUUAUGUGGUGGAUCAUCGCGUACAUCCGUGGAGACCUCGGCCACGGCCACGACGAGUCGUACACGCCGUGCGUCGCCAACGUUUACAACUUUCCCUCCGCUUUUCUGUUCUUCAUCGAGACCGAGGCGACCAUAGGCUACGGGUACAGGUACAUAACCGAGAAGUGUCCGGAGGGCAUCAUACUUUUCCUCUUUCAGUCCCUGUUGGGCUCGAUCGUGGACGCGUUUCUUAUCGGCUGCAUGUUCAUUAAGAUGUCACAGCCCAAGAAGCGCGCAGAGACGCUCAUGUUCAGCCAGGACGCGGUCAUCUCGCAACGGGACGGAAAGCUGUGCCUCAUGUUUAGAGUUGGGAAUCUCAGGAACAGCCACAUGGUGUCCGCGCAGAUCAGGUGCAAGCUCAUAAAGUCCCGUCAAACCCCUGAAGGAGAAUUUCUCCCGCUGGAUCAGAGGGAAUUGGAUGUGGGAUUUGGAACAGGUGCUGACCAGCUCUUUCUCGUCUCGCCUCUGACGAUAUGUCAUGAAAUUAAUUCCAAGAGCCCAUUUUUCGACCUGUCCCAGCGCUCCCUCAUGAACGAACAGUUUGAGAUAGUUGUCAUUCUGGAGGGCAUUGUGGAAACUACAGGCAUGACUUGUCAGGCACGAACAUCUUACACAGAGGACGAGGUGCUCUGGGGUCACCGCUUCCUACCCGUCAUGUCACUUGAGGAGGGUUUCUUCAGGGUCGACUACUCUCAGUUCCACAACACAUUUGAGGUGCCAACUCCUCCCUACAGUGUAAAGGAGCAGGACGAGAAAGUGUCCCUGCCCUCCCCUGGUCCUCUUCUCUCCCCUAUGAUGAUCGAUGGGCAUAGUCGCAGAGAACGCAUGUUCUCCUUAGACGGGGUUCCUCACUCCGAAGAACCAGGAUCCAAAUUACCCAGCAAACUCCAGCGUAUGAGCUCCAAGAAUGGAAAAGAGGUCCUCAAACCUGGAAUCACUCAGCCAACGGAAAAGGCCUCCAGCACAGGCGAUCUGCCCCUCAGGUUGCAGAGGCUCGGAUCUUUGGUGGGCCACGAGGAACCGGAAAAUAUGCUCCAGCUGAAAGCUCUAAAGAUGAGUUCAGAAGCCCACACCCAGUCAGCGGGGGAACUGGAGCAUCAUAGACUGCUCUCAAUCCCUGCUCCGGCUCAAGGGACAAACCUCAACCUCUUGCCUGCAUCCAGUGGCCGGCCGGAGGAUAACCUACCCCCUAAAUUACGAAGAAUGAAUGCAGACCACUGAAUGGGACAUUGAGCCCGGUUUGUUUUCACUUUUCUCACACAGAGAUGAACAUUGAACUCUUAAAAUCAUUUAACAUUUUGAAUAAUAUUUAUUUAUUUAUAAAGGACUAUACUGUGAUCUCUUUAAGCUUAUGAUAAAACUGUGUUUCAUGUCAACAAUCAAGCUCAUUGCUUUGCCUUCAAUAACUUUGCCAAACUUAAUAUACUAUACUGUUGAAACAAUUCAUAGGAAUAAAGCACCUUUAUAGAAUUAUGAACACAAAUAUCAACAUGUAUUUCUUUGUGUAUUUAUAUAAGUUAUUUACCAAGUAUUUAUUUAGAGAAAAGUGUACUGAUAUGUACUAGCUUUAAGCAUUUUUAAGGCAUUUAUCAUGCAUUUCUGUCAGCAAUAUACAGCUUGAAUUACUUUCAAAUUCAUAUCCAUCAUCCCCGGUAAGAAACAAAUAUCUGUCAGGUUUUUUCAUCAUAUUGAAAAACAAAAAGUAGCAGACAAGGUUUGUUUUUUGCAAUUUUUGGGGGCACUGGGUGGAAAGCAGUUUGUCAACAAAGGACAGUUUUGAUCAUUUUAAUAAUUUCAUUAUUAAUUUCUACACAAUAUAAUAAAACCACUUGGACAGCAUUUUGGUGUUCCAUGGCUUUUAAGGAGGUCGAAUGUAAGUCACUUGUGGUGCUCAGACAUGCACCGAAGCAUAUUACAUUUAACAUGUAAUUGAAGCUUUCAGUCAUCUCAUUUGCAUCAUGUCCCAUCUGCGUAAAGGCGCAGCGACCUGUGAGUCCACUACAGCGAACACAAGUACAAAUGACCAUCUCCUUGGAAACAUCUUGGUCGUACCUCAGGCAGUGGGUGGAAGUGGAAGUAAUUCAAUUUGCCUUCAUGAAGGAAUAACUUACUCUCAGCGCACGAACAUGUCAUAAAGUGUCAUUACUCUUAAUUGAGGAUGCACAGAGGUUCUAAUAUUGUUCAUUACUUAUGCAAUUUAUUUUUGAUCAAACGCAGCAGUGUCCAGCGAGGCAAUGCGUUUAAUCCCUAUUAAAACAAAUCAUGAACAUUACGCAAAGAACAAAAUAGGAUGACUAAUGCGGUGAUCUUAUUAUUCAGACUAUUAUAUGUCAACAUGUCUACUAUAUGUAUGGGAUAAUGCAAUAAUAAAUCCUGAUA